GAAAUUGAAAGUGAGAGCGAGAGAGAGAUUAUUUGCAACUUUAUCAGGGAAAGAAAAAUUCAAAUAUCUAUUAGGAGAAAAUACACAAUGUGAGAGGCUGUUUGCAUAUAACUGUUCCUCAACUCACCAAAUGUUAUACAAUUAUAAUACAAUUGCUUUCCUUAAAUGAGAAUUAAACUAAUUCUAAUCCAUUCAUUCUAAUUGUGCCCAGUACAAAGGCAUGUUACCUGUACACUUACCUAGAACUAUAGGAUAGCCCUAUAAAAUAAAUGCAGAGACAGCCAGGGCCUAAAAGUUAAACAACAUAAUGAAAAAGAGAACAACAAAAAAUGAAUGCUUUUAUAUCUGAAUAACUAACUUCUCAUGAUCAACAUUUGAAAAGCUUCAAUUUCCAUAUCCUUAAGGGACCAGUGGAGGAAGGGGACCUGCAACUUGACAGCUGAAGACAGAUCUCAAAGACUCCCCCACACAACUCCACUUUUGUUUAUUCAAGUGAACGGUCAAGAUGAGAAAGCCUUGAUAAACAGCAUACCUGACCAUAUGCCUCUCAGUCUCGGAGUUUGCAGGUAGUGGGUCAGUCGAGGACAGAAGAUGCUCCCUCUUGGUCUGGAUAUGCAGCUGCCGUCGCUCACUAUGAAAGCCAAACCAAUGAGUUGCAUGAGACGAUACAUGGAGACUGAAGAGCCACUUCAAAGUUAUCCGGUAAUAUGGAGACCAUGGAUUCCCUGUCACAGAGAAACUGGACUUCUAGAUAAAUUUGGCCAAGGGAAUGUGUCAUCAAGAACCAGACAGAUGACCAAAGGUGCCCAUGGAUUCCAGCACCCUGUCAGGCUCUUCAUGCCAAAGUCCAGGACUGAGGAAUAUCUGUCUCAUUUGGGGAAGAAGGUCUUGGACAGUUUCCCUGUCCAAGCCACUCUCCACUUCUACAACGAUGACUCCAGCUCUGAGGAAGAGGAUGAUGAAGAUAUGGAGGAAGAGCUGGAGGUUAAUUCACUCAGUUUGGAUCACAGGUCCCAUCCCCUCAGAGAGAAUUCAUAGGUAGUUAAUCUUUGCUGUUUUGGAAACAAGCAGGGGUGAUUGGACAAGGGAGAGAGACAGUGCAGCAGGUCACAGGAGACAUGCUACUUCCGCGGUGAGGGUCUAGUAGAGGAUCCAAGGUGUUCACCUGAGACAGCCACAGGAAGCCGGGAAAGGCCAGGUCACUGGCUGCAGUUGGCCUCACUGAGGUGAUUCUGUUUACACCAGCUCAGUGUCAACACACCUUUAACCCAGAUAUGGCCAUUUUCCUUGACAACGUCCUAUGUUCUCAGGACCUUGUCAUGCAAACUCAAGUUGGCCUUGUGCUGGUCCCUCCUUUUUUCUUUGUAGUGAAACAUUUUCUCUGCUUUCUAUCUUUUGUAUUUAUAAUAAUUUUACAUUUGUUUAUGAAAAAGUGUGUGUUAUAAAUUGCUGGACAUUUGAGUUACUGUGUAGAGGGUUUGUUGGUUGAAAUGUAAAGAAUGUAUGUGGAUAGAAUUGAAUAUUAAUGUGCUUAGUUAGUGAGUGAAUAUGUUGGUAUGGAUGCAAAGUAAACUUAAAAGGCCUUUUUCUUUAUUAAUUUCAAUUAUUUUAGCAUUUGA
Molecule: messenger RNA, 1619 nt
Organism: Salvelinus sp. IW2-2015
Lineage: Eukaryota; Metazoa; Chordata; Actinopteri; Salmoniformes; Salmonidae
Source: RefSeq, a predicted model, not a curated record